Girardinichthys multiradiatus is the source of this 4541-nucleotide messenger RNA. It is a transcript of the gene sybu, whose product is annotated as syntabulin (syntaxin-interacting). Gene Ontology annotation, cellular component: vesicle; cytoplasmic microtubule. The record is from RefSeq and is a predicted model, not a curated record. The transcript has 7 exons. Gene Ontology annotation, biological process: synapse maturation; axonal transport of mitochondrion. The coding region runs from base 1897 to 3963 and encodes 688 amino acids. Lineage: Eukaryota; Metazoa; Chordata; Actinopteri; Cyprinodontiformes; Goodeidae.
AACAUUGUGCAGCUAUGAAGAUACAGUUUCUCCUCUCUUGAUUGAUUCGUUCAUUCAGCUUUUCCCCCUCGGUUGCUAAGUGUGUUGCUAGGGCAGGCCGUUGUUCUUCAGUGUUGGUAUAAUCUGGCAUCAGCUGGCUGAUGCGAUACUUCUCUUGAAUAGAGGGUGUGGGCCACACGUGAUUUAAGCCACCUAAAUCAGUUUCUAAAAAUGAGCUGAGCUCUGAUUCCCCUGGCACUAUGUCCUGUUUUAGCAAUCAUCUUUGGGCCUCUGUGAUUUGGAAGAUAUCAUUAUGAAUCGUUCUGGGUUACCUAUAAAGGCAAAGUAGAUGUUAAUGUUAGAACAUGAUCAUACUUUAUUUCAAAUCAGUGAAACUAAGGUGUUUAAACAAUUACUAUCCCAAGCCUUUGUGGGUCAAUGACAUAAUUUCUUAUAGAAAACUAUUUCUGCAUUUAUGCAACUCACCCACUUAUGCAAUCAACAAGAGAGAGGAAGUGAAGCAACUGUAUAAAGUUCAUCCAAGCAUGAAUAAAGAUCUGUAUUAUUUAACUUUCUAGCAUCAAUAAAACAUGUUUUUAAUAUUGUUUAUAACAUGCAUGAACAUGAAACAAGGUACACAGUUACACAAGUCCUUUUCUGCUUUGUGUUCUUAUGGAAAUCCAUUUAAAAAAGAAUAUAAUAUCCAUCCUCCAUUAUAUCUCACUGAUUAUUGUUGAUUAUUAUUGUACUUUGUUGCUUUUGGCAGACAGCCUCACACUUUUGGCACAGAUGGCUUUGAGCGAGUGUUCGUGUUGCUUCAUCAACUGUAUCACAGAAUGUGUGUCUGACUCUGAAUGCGGUUAUCUUUUAAAACAAGUCUUUAAGUUUAUUGAGAAAGUCUAAACAAUAAAGAGAGUCCCUAGCAAAAGCUUUUUUUCACAUUAGAACCACAUACUUCAAUGUAUUUUGUCCAUAUCUUAUAUGACAGAUGACCACAAAGUAAUAUACAAUUGUGAAGUGGAAGUAAAACGAGACGUGAGUGUGGAGCUAUGUUUUUCUGUCUCUAGCAGUUUUGCAUGUUUAGUGACUAAAACUUUGCCCUCUCAUCAAAAUAGCUCAUGCUCAUUUAGACUGGACUGAGACAAGUCUCACCAGAAAUCCUUAGAUAGAAAAACCUUUAAUCCAAUUUGAAUAACUGAAUCUGACUGCAGUGUUCAAUGGUUAGGAUUAAUUAGACAACAUGUGUUGUGAAUUGGCGCUAUAUAAAUAAACUGAAUUGAAUUGAAAUUCCCAAUGGGAUUAAGGUACAGACAUUGACUGGGCCAUUGUAACACAUAAAUGUCUUUUACAGAUUUGUUCAUUUGAAUUUCAUUUUGGAGAUUUAGAGUGAAGUGGGCAAAAACAAAUGUGUUUCACACUUUUCAGGCUUUGGAAUAAAAUUAGAAAAUGUAUUAUUUUUCCUUUAUUUCACAGUUAUGCACAACUUUGUUUUGGUUUGUCACAUCAAUAAUUAACAAAAUAAAUUCAUGUUUGUGGUCCUAGUGUGAUGAUUAAAAAUGUUUGUGGGGUACAAAUCCUUUUCUAAGGCACUGUAAUUACUGUUCCUUGCCCCACAGUGAAGCUACAGUAUUUGGAGUACAGGUUUGCUUUGCUGGUUGGAUUUUGUCUAACACUCAUAUGAUCAAAGAUCUAGACAAAUGAGAUCAACAAACAAAUAAAAUACAAAUAUUGGAUGUAAUUUUUAAUGUGUCUGGUUCAAGUAUCCGUGUGCCAUCCGUACCAGGCAGGCUCUGAGCUUGUGUGUGUUCGUGUCUGUUUGUGUGUGUUGUGGGUGGGAUUUAGUGGCGUAACAGAGUUCAGACAGGGAGCUCUUGUUUUUGAGCCGUUUCAGUGCCACGUGUAAAGGCUGUCAUAGACAUGUUUCCUGCUAAAAAUAAAUCACUGGAUUUUUAUUUUACCUGCCAUUCAUUAGGGAAUAAAGCUGUGUCAAGCACGAUGGGACCAUUUCAAGAAUAUGAGGAAAAGAAAUCUCCUGAAAAAGGAAGCCCUCGCAGCCGCAUCCCACGUUUGGUUCUCCAUCGUUUCCGACCAAAGGACAAGGGAUCGCCUCUAUCUGAUUCCCUUUUAUCCGAGGAAGACGGUAAGGAGUGUGACAUCAGUUCUGAGCACUCCAAGAGAACUAUCAGCACCAACAGUUUUUGCUCUGAUGACACCGGCUGCCCCACUAGUCAGUCUGUGUCCCCCUCCAAAACCCCGUCAGGCUCAGAGCGGAGUCCCCAUGGGUCGCCGACACUGCCAGAGCGCAAAACCAAAGUGAAGAGGGUGAGGGUGAUGGCAGCGAGUGGAGGAGAGGCCUGCAGCACACCAAGGCACAAGAGGGAGCUGAGGUCAGCCCUAAGAGCCCAAGGCAGUGAGGCAGAUUUCAGUUCCUCCAGCAGCACAGGCAGCCUGAAGACCAAGGAAAUCCUCACGUCGAGUUUGGUUGGAAAGAAAGCUUCCUCACGCUGUCACGGUCCUCGCAUCAGAAUGUUCCCAGUAUUCAAACCAGCUGGGGUCCCAUCUGUGAAGCAUGAUUCAGAACUUUAUGCUCCCUACAGGACUCCUCCAAGAGCUGCUUCUUCAACUCUCAGCAGCAGCUGUAACUCCAGUCCCACUAAUAGAAGAGUGACUUUGGGCCGCUACCACUCCUGUGGAGACAACCACGGCAUCAGGCCCCCGAACCCUGAGCAGUACCUAACUCCACUGCAACAGAAGGAAGUGAACAUCAGACACCUGAAAACCAAGCUGUUGGAGUCAGAGAACAAAGUUCAUGACAGAGAGAAUGAGAUUGGGGAGCUGAAGGCCCAGCUUUGCAGAAUGAGAGAAGACUGGAUUGAAGAGGAAUGCCACAGAGUGGAGGCACAACUGUCCCUCAAAGAAGCCCGCAAAGAGAUCAGGCAGCUGCGUCAGGUGGUGGAAACUAUGAAGAACAGCCUGAUGGAGAAGGAUAAGGGAAUACAGAAGUAUUUCAUUGAUAUCAACAUCCAAAACAGGAAGCUGGAGUCCCUGCUGCACAGCAUGGAGCUUGCCCAAAGUGGUUCUACCCUCCAAGAUGAGGGUGCCCUGGACUUUAUGUGUGACCGUUCUGAAGGGGAUAAGAAGUUGUUGGGGGAGGAAGAGAGUGGGAUGGAGCUGGGAAAUGCGGGAGCGGAGGCAAUGGCAGACAGUGGUCUGUUGGUGAAUGAUGAGAUGGCUAACAGAGAGGACAUUUUUGAGCAGGUCUUCAUAUCUAAUGCAGUGGAUUUCAGUCAGGACUCCGUUUCCAAGCCAAAGUCCCCAGUAGAGUCGGGUGCUGAGAAGCCUGCUCUGUCAGAAGAGGGACAGUUGGUGCAUGCAUCUACUCCACCCCCAGCAUCUCCACCAGUUGGACUUUCAUCCACAGUCAUUAUCUCUUCAAGCCCAUCAUACCAUCAGAAGACAGACAAAGAAGUUCAGACUAACCUUCUGCCCAUAUCGCCAGACCUGCAGGCUCUACUUCAGCUUCUGAAGUUCCAUGGGGCAUCACUUGGGGAUGCUGCUCUUACAGCUCCCAGCAGUCUCCUGGAUUUCCCAAUCCUACCCACAUCUAAAUCCACUGUUGAUCAGUCAGGCUCAGAACGUUUGCAGCCUAGCAUUCUUGGUGGUCCUAACACUUCCACUGAUACCAGUAGUUCAGACCUCACAAAGAGCAGCCGGUUCAUGGAGGAGCUGGACUUUGGUGUCCAGGAAGAGAAACCUUUUGAGUCAGCAAGCAAGAUACUGGUGGAUAAGAGUUACUGGAGCAGCAACUUUCUGGUUGAUCUGGUGGCAGUGGCAGCCCCUGUGUUGCCCACUGUGGCCUGGUUGUACUCGCGACACGGUGUGGACGGAAGCACUCCAGUGUACAACAUUGGGGCUCUGAUUAGGGGCUGUUGCAUCAUGGGAUUGCACUCACUUCGUCAUGUCACUCGCAGGCCAAACACAUAAUCGCUUUAAACUUGCAUGCUCACGCCUAACUUUGAACUGAAAGCACUUUGCCAAGAGCAGUAUGAACUUUGUUUUGUUCAACAACACUUGAUGACAUUAUUGCAGCUGUCAUGGUUUCAACACUGUUAUUUUUGCAUUCUACUGUUACUAUGAAUGGAAGCUUAGUGGUGACCAAACCGUAUUUAUUCUUUAUUUAUUUACAUUAAACAAGCAAAUCAUCUGAGUAGAUGGUUGUCAUGUCCUGUGAUGUUACCUUUUUUUUUUUUUAAGACCUUUAGGAAAUGAAAGACUGGACGCUAAUUUGUUUGGAUUCUGAAAUCUCUUAUGUUUUUGUAUAAAGAAACCUUAAAUGUUCAGCCAAAGCUUUAAUGUUGAGUUCACCGUUUUGUGAAAUCCCCUCACCCUCACUGGACCCUUCCUUUGGAGUAUAGCACUCUGUACAGCUUGUGUAUUUAUGCAAAUAAGUUUAUGCUUUAAGGCAACCUGAGGCUUCUUCUGUGCCUGAGCAAUGUGCAAUAUUGUUGGUUUACAUCAAAUGUUAUUGUAACUUUAUUAUUAAAGCAUGAUAAUUCUGGGCA